UCAUGCUGCUGCCAGGUCCAGAGUCUCUCAUGGGUCCCUGUACGGCCUCCCAUUGCUGCUGUCUCCAUCGCCACACUCUGCCAUGUGCCACUUUCAGGUCUCCUCACACUGCUGGUGGGUUCCAUUUUUUGUCAUAGGGUGCUGGCAGAUUACGGGCCUCCCAUUGCUGCUGCCAGGCCCGUAAUCUGCCAUGGGCCCCUGUACCGCCUCCUCAUGCUGCUGCCAGGUCCAGAGUGUCUCAUGGGUCCCUGUACGGCCUCCCAUUGCUGCUGUCUCCAUCGCCACACUCUGCCAUGUGCCACUUUCAGGUCUCCUCACACUGCUGGUGUGUUCCAUUUUUUG
Staurois parvus is the source of this 342-nucleotide messenger RNA. Lineage: Eukaryota; Metazoa; Chordata; Amphibia; Anura; Ranidae. The record is from the annotation of a GenBank genome assembly.